Porites lobata is the source of this 10259-nucleotide messenger RNA. Lineage: Eukaryota; Metazoa; Cnidaria; Anthozoa; Scleractinia; Poritidae. The record is from the annotation of a GenBank genome assembly.
GGUAAUUGCCGCGUAUUGGCGUUUCCCAGUUAUUUCCUAAUUGCUGACAAAUGUUUGGAGAGCCACACGUUCUUAAUUGUCCAACAUGUCCCGGAUAUGGAUCUUUGUGAACUGCUUUGUUACAACCGACCAAACUGCGCCAGUGUUAAUUACGAGAUACAAAGAGAAAGACGAUGUGAACUGAACAAUUCAACACACCGAGCGCACGAUGAGGACUUUAAAGAGAGGGAAGGCUGCUUAUAUCAUGGAGCAGUUGUAAGUUUUUUGUCUUUUCUUUUCUCGUCUUCUUUUUCUUUCAUCAUCAUCAUCAUCAUCUUCAAGGCAAUCAUCAUCCUACUGUCGACAUCUUCAUCAUCAUCACAAUGGUCACCAUCUUCGUCAUUAGAGCGAACUUAAGCAACGACGAAGACCACGUGACGAGAACGUCUCUUAAAGACUGAAUUCACGCUGUAUCAAAAUCUAUCGUUCUUAUUGCACGUCGUUCAAUUGGUCACCAAAUUUUGGUGAGUUUUUCUGGAGUCGCAUUGUAAAGGACUGUUCAGUAUCUAAGUUAAAAAAUAAAUAAUAACAAUAAAAUAAAGAAUCGUUGUCUUGUGUUCACGUCCCGGUAGAAAAGGUGAAACUAAGAAGUUCCCGGCCACGUGGUAGUCGUGCAACGAAGGGCAGGGAAAUGUACAAAAAAUGUCAUCUAGGGGCCAAUUUUUUAUUUUUUCGGGCUAAUCUUAAUCUAUUUAACCUAUUUGCGUUUUCCUUGCCUUUGACGUCGUCGUUGCUUAAGCUCCCUAUUAAUAAUUAUUAUCAUCAGGAUCGUAAUAAUUACCAUUGUCUUAUCAUCAUCAUCAUCAUCUUGUAGUUUGUAGUUGACGCUCUAUCAAGACGGUUUAACGUAACUUCUUCUCUUACAAUUCAAGCCUAAUUUUUGUUCUAUCAAAGAGUGCUUGUGAUACUCCCCGUUGCCAAAACAAUGGUAUCUGUCAGUCUGGAUUCACAGAGAAAAAAUAUCGGUGUUUAUGUCCUUCUGGUUUCACUGGUGCACAAUGUGAACAUGGUAAGUUGUUCUUGAAAAAAACUUUCCUUUUAUCCAAAUAAUUAAAGCUUCGUAAAUCGUAAUCAAGCUCGGGCUGUCCUUUGUCAUUUCCUACGGCAGUGUAUAAAACGUUUGCGUAGAGGACAUUUUAAGCUUUUGCUAGCCUCUCGUUUCAAUUGUUCUUUUAACAGUCAUACACUUUCAAAUGCUAUUUCCUCAAAUUUUUGUUUUUUGUUUCCGUAAUCUUAUGGGUGUUUCUUGGUUAUUUGAGAUGAGUAAUAUUAGAGCUUGUUGUUGAGUAGAAGCAGUUCGUAAUUGAGAAAGCCUUUCUUCAAGAGCAUCUCAACUCUAAACUAAGAAAACGUGAUAUGGCCUGAGCCUUGAUUAUACCUCUAGGCUCGUUGCUAGGAAGCUCACUUGAUUGAGCUCUCGAGGGAGGGGGAAGGGGGAGAGUUCUAUAUAAAAAUGCUCGUCGAAAAAUUGGAAUCAAACCCUUAGGGGAAACUUUCCGUGAUUUUCGAGGAAACAACGGGGACCAUAAGUUGACAUACAAAGAACAUGAAUGUCAAACAUCGAAACUGUGGACAACACCAUAAUAAUUUAAUAAGUUUAUUCGUGAAAGUGAAAAAACAAAACAAAACAAAAUGAGACAAAAACAAUAAGUCAAUGUCUUAACAGACAGAGAAAAAUGGCUUCACCUUGCAGGAUUCGACCCUAUCUUUUUCGGCUUGCUACUAAUAUUGUUACUACCUUCUAGUUACCUCCUCUCUUGAUUUCAUGCACUGUAGAUAAAAACGGAAAGUCUAAAACACACAAUGCGAACUUAUUUUUUUGCAAUUAUUGGUCAAUAUGAUUUCAGACAUCAAUGAGUGUGAAGGAAGAACUCACAAUUGCAGUUCUAAUGCGGUUUGUAAUAACACCAAAGGAUCCUACAACUGCACAUGUAAACCAGGAUAUGAAGGAGACGGAGAUAAUUGCACAGGUAAUUUCUUUCGUAACUUCGUCAUUUUGCAUACUAUCGAAAGCAUUGCUGUUUUUAUUUUUCCAUGAUAAGAUGCUCUUUAUAGUAAUUCUUUGCUAGCUAGUAGACCAUAUUACCUCAAAAUUUCAAGCGGAAAGGUUAAUGCUUAGUACCUUGUAUUUUUAAUGUUUUGUCUCCUAACAUGGCCGGCAUCAGAAACUUUGCUUUUUUGUUUUUUCUCAUGCAUCUCUUUUACAACUUUCUACUUAGUGCUAGCCUCACUUUUUAGAAAACUGAGAAGAAUUCACUCUGCAAACUAAGCUUACCUCCAUUGUUCUAUAUGAUUUCAGACAUCAAUGAGUGUGGAGUAAGAACUCACAAUUGCAGUUCUAAUGCGGUUUGUCACAACAUCAACGGAUCCUACAACUGCACAUGUAAACUUGGGUACUUGGGAGACGGAUGGAACUGUACAGGUGAUUAAUACAAAAAUGCAUAAAGGAGGUUUUGGUUAAUGGGGGAAGUAUCUUGACAAAUUUGAGUUUUAUUCAUGAAAGCUUAAAGCAAAUUUGGAGGUAAUGACCACUUUGGAAAUGACGCAAUACGAUCUUAACGUUAUACUAACAAUUAUUGGUCAUAAGUGAAAAAAGAAUGAAAUUUGAGGUCACGAUUAUGGUAUCUUGGGAGAAAAAUUCAUACGAUUAGUGAAUAAAAUGGAGAGGUAUCCAAAAAUCCAUUGCGAGUCUAUAACAAACAAAUAAGACUACGCAAGGACAAUAAAAGGGUCUAACCUUUGCUUUUCUAAGAAAGAAUAUUUAACCUCUAGAAUAAGUAGAUUUUAAAUAAAUAUUUCAUCCAUCGAGCAUUCGUUUAUUUACAUGUAAUUUAAAACUUAUGUCAGAUAUCGAUGAGUGUCUAUUAGAUACAAACCACAAUUGCAGUUCUGAUGCAUUUUGUAAUAACACCCACGGAUCCUACAACUGCACAUGUAAACCAGGAUAUGAAGGGGACGGAAACAACUGCACAGGUGAUAUUUUUCGUAAUUUAGUCAUUUUGCGUGCCAUCGAAAGCAUUGCUGUUUUUAUUUUUCCGAAAUAAGAUGCUCUUUCUAUCAAUUUUUGCUAGACAGUAGACCUUAUUACCUCAAAAUGUUAAACGGGGAGUUUAUAAUGCUUGGCAUGCCUUGUAUUUUUGAUGUUUUCUCUCCUAAUAUGGGUGGCAUCAGAAACUUUGCUUUUUUGUUUUUUUCUCAUGUAUUUCUUCUUUCUUCUCAGUGCUAGACUCACUGUUUAGAAAUAUGAGAGGAGUUCACUUUGUAAACUAAGCAUAUCUCCAUGGUUCAAUAUGAUUUCAGACAUCAAUGAGUGUGAAGGAAUAACUCACAAUUGCAGUUCUAAUGCGGUUUGUAAUAACACCAAAGGAUCCUACAACUGCACAUGUAAACCUGGGUACUUGGGAGAUGGAUGGAACUGUACAGGUGAUGAACACACAAAUACAUAAAGGAGGUUUUGGUUAAUGGGGGAAGCAUCUUGUCAAAGUUUUACUAAUGAAAGCGUAAGCAAAGUUGGAAGUAAACUAGGCUUAGCUACAUAAUUCCUGAAAUAUGGCCUAAAAUUAUUUCCAGAAUUUCCCGAAAAAAAACUCUAAAAUUAUUUUUAGAAAUGUCUAAAAUUCUCCAAAACCUCUCUAAAAUUCCCGAAAAUUCUCAAAAAAAAUUCGUUUUUUUUAUGGCGAUAUAACAAGAAAGAAUGAGUUGUAAUCGUAAAACAUCGUUUGUUACCAAUGUUUAAAGGUUCCAAGAAACAUCAUUUCACACUAUUUUGUUUAUAUAUGUAUUUAUCUUCCCUUUCAAACAAAUGUCCUAUAAUGCUCUAGGAACUGCUGUAGCUUGUGAGAGCACUGAGCCCUCUCUUGGUCCGUAGAACAACAACAAAAAAACGUUUUGUCUUCAAAUUGCUCUAAAAUUCUCCAAUUUGCCAAUUUUUUCCCAAAAUUCCGGAGAUUUUCUAAAGUUCUUUUCGAUAUAAAAAUUCCGGAAUCAUGUAGCUUAAAGCCUAAAGCAAACCUACUUUGGAAAUGGCGCAGUAAGAUCUUUACGUUAUACUAACAAUUAUUUGCCAUAAGGAGAAAAAAAAAUGGAAUUUCAGGUCAUGAUUAUGGUAUCUUAGGAGACAAAGUCAGACGGUCACUGAAAAAUUAAAAUGGAGGGUUAUCCAAACUGAUCGAUCAUGUCGAUUGCAGUUCUGUAACAAAAAAAUGCGACGGUGCAGGAACAAUAAAAAUUGCGUUUGCCAAAAAGAAUACUUUAAUUACCUUCCAGGAUAAAUAGAUUUUAAUUUUUCAUCGAUUAGGCAUUCAGUAAUUUACAUGUAAUUUAAAACUUAUUUCAGAUAUGGAUGAGUGUGUGGCAGAUGCCCACAAUUGCAGUUCUGAUGCAUUUUGUAAUAACACCCACGGAUCCUUCAAUUACACAUGUAAACCUGGAUUUACAGGAGAUGGAGAAAACUGCACAGGUAGCAUUUUCAGUGGUUUGUCUGUUCUCGUAUGGCAGCAGAAACUUUAUUACUUCUCUUUCAUUCUCUCCCUCUGUUACAACUUGCUUCUUAUAGCAAUGCAACGACAGAGGUGGAUCCAGGGGAGGUGGAUUUGGAGGCUAGCCACCUCCCUUUUUUUAGCCGUCUUUGUUAGGACAGUUCAAUUGGCACUUUAUUCCCAUGUUAUGCGAGAUUUUGUGUACAGCCAAAGAGAGAACACGUUAAGGUUGUAAUGUAAUCAUUCUCUAUUUUGUGACGUUGUGAGAAUUUGCGGUGUUACAUGUUCCUAUUCAUCCUUCCUCAAUUGCAACGUUUUGAAGACGGCAUAGGACAAGUUACGGGUAUCACCCACUCCCUCUUAGCUCAUAAAAUCCUGGAUCCGCCCACCUGAACGAACGUCCAUUGACGGGUACGAGGAAUUACAUUCAGCGUAAUAUAUAGAUUUAGCCAGGGCUAAAAGCGAAGCUCUUACUAACUCGAAUGUAUAAUUUAAAUCAAACAAUUGUAAACUUGUAUUCCACAAAUCAGUUAACUUUAGAGCACAUUCAUGUGACUUUUGACGGAAAGGCUAAGUAAUUUUAGAGAAAAAUAAUUUGCAAACAGUCCAAGCUAAGAGUGAAAUUAAUCUUACAUCGACUUGAUAGCCUCACUUAUAUGUACACCUAAAUAAUAGCAUAGCCAUAAUGGUUCUUGAUCACAGUACAUUAGGAAAACAAAUCAGGCCGAAUUUUUUGCGUUCGAUAAGUUUACUUUACAAAAUCUUGCCAACAAGUCUGGGGACGUGUAAACCAACCUUUUAUAUUUUUUAGUACCAUGAGGCGCUGUUUUUAUCAUACAGACAGAAUGCACUAUUUCACAAUUUUGCAAUACAAAUUUGCACUCAUUCAAUAUUCAGGACGAUCGAGACACGCUUUAGCGAAACGGUUAAAAAAAUUUCCAAAAUCACCUAUACGGUGAGCCGGUUCUCUUAACAUACAUAACAUAAAACUUUAUUUAAACUCGAAUUUUAGAGUAGCUAACAAGCUAAUAUCUUCGAGCUGACACUAAAUAAAAACUAUAUAGAAAAUAUAUAUAUACAUUAAAUGCAAGGAAAGAAAAUAUCAUUUACAAUUCACAAUUUUAAGUUUAAGUAUGUCAGGCAAAAAGAAUCUACAUGAAGGUAACAUCCUGUAUUUUAGUCUUAAAGUCUGCAAAAAAAAAACUGGUACGAAAAAAAGUCCGGCAGUGCAUUCCACUGCUUAGCUGAAAAGUAAGAAAAGGAGUUAAGACCAUAGGUAGUUGUUUUAAGUUUACUUAGUGAAAGAAUGUAGUUGCCACGAAGAUCAUAGGAAGAGAACCGGAGUGAAAACAUAUUCUUCAUAUAAGUAGGAAAAUGAGUGAAAAACAAACUCUUAUAUAACAGAAUGAGGAAAUUUUGAAUGCGUUUGUUAAACAAAGAAGUAGAGCUGACUUUUGAGAGAAGAGUGUUGUAUGGAGACGAGUAAUCUCCAAGUAUAAAUCUAAGUAUUCUUUUAUUUAAAGCUUCGAGCUUAUCCGCAUCGCGCGCUCCACAAAAGUGCCAGACAGAGGAGCAAUAAUAAAAGUGAGGUAAAAUAUACGCUUUGUAAAGUUUGAAUAAGAUUUCCUUGCGUAUGAGUUUUCUAAAGCGCAACAUAACAUUAAAUUGAUUAUUAAUCUUUUUGCAUACAUUUGAUAUAUGUUUAGAAAAAUUCAGAUUAUUAUCUAUUUCCAUUCCAAAAAUCUCUAACGUGUCCUUUACUGGGAAGGAAAGGUUCUCACUUUUGACAAGCGCUAAAGUCGACUGUUUAAAUUAAGAUUAACACAGUUAUACGCUUCAACAUAAUGGCUUUAUAACGAUGUGUAAUCUUCAAAAGCGUUUGAUAUGCUCGACAUUUUGACUACUCCUGCAAGCUGUGUUCAUGAACGACUGAAAACAAACGGCACAACAGCGAUGAAAAUUCCAAAGAGACUACUAACAAUCAAUAAAAGGAAAAUAAUUCGGUGAAACAUAUACAAAUCGAGACAACAAUUUUCAUUCACGAAGACAAGUAUUAAAGUGUCUCUGAAAAUCCUUGUUUAUGUUUUACUGCGCUUUUCACAAACAUUCGAACUCUAAAGUUCAAAAGCCGCCUUCACAUGUACAAUUGCGUUUUUCGCUGCCGUCAAUCAUAAUUAAGUUCACAAGCAACGAACCUGGAAACACAGAAAAAAACAAAACGGAUCGAAAUCCACCAAUCACAAAUCACAAACCUUGACCUUUUGAACCCGUUAAAGUAAAGUUUUGUUUCCUAAGAGGUCCGCUAAGAUGAUUGACGGCAGCGAAAAACGCAAUCGUCAGUUGGCUUUUGAACUUCAGAAUUCGCAUGUUUGUGAAAAGCACAGGAAGCCGGCUUCCCGGUGUUUGCGUUUUACAAAGAUGAACUCGAGGCAAGAAAAUCGCUCAAAGCUCUCUUUUACAGCCAAAAUUAUAACUAAAUAUUCUUUGGAACGUUUUCUUUCUAUUUGCCGUGAGAAAAUUUCUGAAGGCUUGUUAAAGUUCUAUAAGCUUAUAAUCAAACCUGACACUCGAUCAGAUCAUUGUCUCAAAUCUUACAAACGUGCAUAAACUAAAUAGCCCCAUAAACUACACUCGACGUCAUUGAAUUAGAUAUAAAAAACAAACAUCAAAUAAAGUAAUUACUCAAGCUUACCAUUCGAGAUGCACUGAAAACUAUCAAGUAAGGCCAAAAUCGCUUCAGACUUUUCAACCCUCUUACGCAUAAAGCAAGGUGAAAAACGAAAACGAUGCCAUCCGAAAUCGGAUUUCCGACUUUGACAAGCGACGUAUUUCUCAACCAAAAACUCGAUAAACAAACUAGCCAUGAAUAACAGAAAACUCUUGAUAGCAGCUGAAUUUCAUUUUGUACAAUGUUCAGUGGAAAAAGACAAUUAAAAACAUCACAAGUUGACACGAAACUCUGUCAGCUUCAGCUGUCAAAGUAAACAAGUUUCAAGAUGCUACAUAAUUUUUCCGCAUGAACUCACCUGUUAAAUUUUGACCAUUCAGGGCAUAAAACUUGGACGUAGAGCGUGACCAACGCGUGACCUUGGUGAGAAAAGUCAAAAGCAACUGGCAUGUCUUCCCUGCCUGUAAAAACUGGCUGAAUCUUAGCUUCCGAGGUCAGUUUGUGCGGCACAUAUAAAACACAACAUAUUUCAUAUGAAUUGAAAAAAUUAAACUUGAGCCUGCAAUAAUUUGACAACUAGUAACUUGUCAGCGGAAAACUUCAAAAAAAUAUUCGACCUCGAUGGGUCGACAGCUGAGCCCGCGAUACAGUCAGGUGAUACUGCUCUGCGGGACCUUGUUUUGACAGCUGCCAAUUGAUUACAACAUUGAUGGGCAAUAUGUGUGCUAUAUCAGUCUUCCUGUGCUCCCAAAGUAUCUAGAAAGUGUGGGAUUGAACAUUGGUUUCCAUGUGGUGCGGACGGACGGGCAGCGGGCGGGCGGGCGGGCGGUGUACGGUCACGUGAUUACCAAAUUUUCUGGGAUGGGUAGAUUUACUUACCCACGGUGCUCCGCAGGCGCGCUUCGCGCGCCAGAGCUCCGCUACUAAGCUAACUAUUUUUGGUGUUCAAUGAUGUAAUAUUACAGACAUCGACGAGUGUGAAGCAGACACUUACGUGUGCAGUUCUGAUGCCAUUUGUAACAACACCCACGGAUCCUUCAAUUGCACAUGUAAACCUGGAUAUAAAAGAGAUGGAAAAAACUGUACAGGUAAUUUUCAUUUUAGUAUCUGGUCUGCUCGCAUGUCAUCAAACGCCUUGUGUUUGUUUCAGUGUUUGUUUGUUUGCUUUAUUCUCUUUUAUUUCCUUAACAACUUACUUCGUCUGUAUCUAUGAAAGAACGUCUGUGGCAACUUAGUUUAUUGUCGUUGAUGUUCAAUAUGAUUUCAGACAUCGACGAGUGUGAAGCAGAAACCACCAAAUGCAGUUCUAAUGCGGUUUGUCACAACACCAAGGGAUCCUACAACUGCGCAUGUAAACCAGGAUAUGAAGGGGACGGAAAUAAUUGCACAGGUAAUUUCUUUCGUGAAUUCGUCUUUUUUGCAGAUCAUCGAAAGCAUUGCGGUUUUUAUUUUUCUAUGGUGUUCUUUAAAGCAAUUUUUUGCCAGAGUAGACAAUAUUACCUCAAAAUUCAAAAAGCUUAAAGUUCAUAACGCUUUUAGCGCAUUGUAUUUUAGUUUUUUGUCUCCUGACAUCAAAGACCGGUAUGAGAAAGUUUUCUUUUUGUAUGUAUUUCUUUCAUCCUUCCACAAUGGCGACGUUUUGGGGACCCCAUAGGACAAGUUACGGGUAUCACCCACACCCUCUUAGCUCAUAAAGUCCUGGAUCAUCCAACUGAACAAACGCCCAGUGACGGGUACGAAGAAUCACAUUCAGAGUACUCAGCUAACUAUUUUUGGUGUUCAAUGAUGUAAUAUGACAGACAUCGACGAGUGUGAAGCAGACACUUACGUGUGCGGCUCCGAUGCCAUUUGUAACAACACCCACGGAUCCUUCAAUUGCACAUGUAAACCUGGAUAUAAAAGAGAUGGAAAAAACUGCACAGGUAAUAUUCAUUCAUUUAGUGUCUGGUCUGCUCGCAUGUCAUCAAACGCUUUGUGUUUGCUUCAGUGUUUGUUUGUUUCUGUGCUUUAUUCUCUUUUGGCUUCCUUAACAACUUACUUCGUCUGUAGCUAUAAAAUAACCGUCAGUGGGUUUACCGUUUUCUAGACAGCUGAUAGGAAUCCAACGUGCCAACUUAGGGCGCUUUAAUUUUGUCAGAACUGGCCGGCCGGAACAGUCAGUUAGCAAAUGAAAUCGGCUUUUUCCAAAGGGUUUUUGCUGAAAAACUAUCUCCUUCGUGCAUAUUCUUUAGGAUCUGACUGAUCUGGCCGGAUAGUUUUGAUUAAAAGUGAAAUUCUCAUUAAGACGGGAAUGGUCUGGCCGGUCAGUUCUGACAAAUGGAAACGGCCCUUAGUUUAUUGUCAUCGAUGUUCAAUAUGAUUUCAGACAUCGACGAGUGUGAAGGAGAAACCCACAACUGCAGUUCUAAUGCGGUUUGUCACAACACCAAAGGAUACUACAACUGCACAUGUAAACCAGGAUAUGAAGGAGACGGAAAUAAUUGCAAAGGUAAGCUACUUUUGUAAUUUGGUCAGUUUUUACAUGCCAUCGAAAGCAUUGCUGUUUUUAUUGUUUCUAUCGUUUCCAUGACAAUAUGUUUUCUAUAGAAACCGUUUGUUAGAUACAAUCGAGCCUCUCCACAAUGGCCACCUUGGAGACAGAAGAAAGUGGCCGUUGUGGAGUGCGGACUUUUAGUAGAGGUUUGACUGUAUUAUCUCAAAAUUAGGUAAGAAAGUGUUUAACGCCUUUUUCACGUCGUAUACAGUGCGUGUGUAGCUUCCUAAUUAGUGCACUGGCCGGCAUCAGAAACUUUCUCUCUUUGUUUUUUUUUUUUUUUGCGUCUCUUUUUUCUCAAGUAUUUCUCUUGCAUCUUCCUCCUCAGUGCAAGAUUACACUCUGUAUAGAAAGCUGAGAGGAAUCCACAUAACAGAAUUUAUUUUUGCUGUUGAUCUAUAUGAUUUCAGACAUCGAUGAGUGUAAAGCAGAAACCCACAAUUGCGAUUUUAACGCGUUUUGUAAUAACACCGAGAGCUCAUACAACUGCACGUGUGAACCUGGGUACCUGGGAGACGGAUGGAACUGUAAAGGUAACUGA